This is a messenger RNA of Botrytis porri, 900 nucleotides long. RefSeq lists its product as uncharacterized. The record is from RefSeq and is a predicted model, not a curated record. Lineage: Eukaryota; Fungi; Ascomycota; Leotiomycetes; Helotiales; Sclerotiniaceae. Gene Ontology annotation, biological process: biosynthetic process. Gene Ontology annotation, molecular function: isomerase activity. The transcript has a single exon. Bases 1 to 900 code for a protein of 299 amino acids. Gene Ontology annotation, cellular component: cytoplasm.
AUGCCUAUCCCAUUCACCAACCUCGAUAUCUUCACACAUAUCCGUUAUCUAGGUAACGCUCUCGCCGUCAUCCGUCCCCAAUCCCCCAGCACCCUUUCCCAAACCCAAAAAUUACAAAUCGCUCAAGAAUUCAAUCUUUCCGAAGUCGUUUUUCUCCAUCUCCCCGAGUCAGCAGAUUCGAAUCCAAAGGAAGUGGUAGUCGACAUCUUCACAACUUCUGCCGAGAUCCCCUUCGCUGGUCAUCCUACUAUCGGAACUACAUUCUUCGUACUCCAUUAUCUGGGAAUGAAGAGUGUAGAGGCCCUCAUCACCAAAGCUGGGAGAAUCCCAAUUUCGCUGGAUGAAGGGGGAAAGGUGGCCAGGGCGGAGAUACCGCAUAAUGUACAUGUUCAUGAGAAAACAUAUCCGUUUAGAGACUUUGAUACGGGAGAAGAAUCGCAAUGUCCUAUCGUUUCGAUCGUUAACGGAAUGGCGUUCGUGCUUGUGAAUCUUCCUUCUCUGGAACAUUUAGCAAGAGCGGUGGAAUUCAAAAACCUGAAUCCAAGUUCGUAUAAUACGGAUGAUUUAGAUGAGGGGUGGAGAAAUGGGUUGUGUGCGACUUUGUAUUAUGUACAUGUUGGGGAAGAUCAGGGAAGGAAAAGAUAUCGAACGAGAAUGUUUGAAGCGGAGGAAGAUUCUGGGACGGGAAGUGCUAGUUGUGCGCUGGCUUGUUAUUUGACGAGGAAGGAGGAGGGGAAGGGACUGAAGGAAAUGAAGUUUAGGUUUGAGCAGGGUGUGGAGAUGAGGAGGAGGAAUGAUAUUUUUGUAGAUGUGAAGACGAAGGAGGAUGGUCAGGAAAUCGAAAAAGUGGUUUUGAGUGGUGAGGCGGUUAAGGUUAUGGAGGGGACUUUGGAGAUUUGA